Molecule: messenger RNA, 5078 nt
Organism: Oenanthe melanoleuca
Lineage: Eukaryota; Metazoa; Chordata; Aves; Passeriformes; Muscicapidae
Gene: RHOBTB1
Product: Rho related BTB domain containing 1
Exons: 8
Coding region: 1264-2988 (574 amino acids)
Biological process (GO): proteasome-mediated ubiquitin-dependent protein catabolic process; small GTPase-mediated signal transduction; regulation of proteolysis
Cellular component (GO): cytoplasm
Molecular function (GO): GTP binding; GTPase activity; ubiquitin protein ligase binding
Source: RefSeq, a predicted model, not a curated record
UCUGUUGGCUGCUUAGCCCUUUACUAUUUACUGGAGAACUUUCCAGUUUGAAAAGGCCUUGUUCCUAGAUAUGACAGAUGUGUUGCAGGUUUAUAUAAGACAGAAAUUUGGACCAGGAGCAUUUCUCUUGCGUUAAAUUGAUGCUCACAGCAGUCUCCAUAUUGUGUGCAGCUGUCUUUAGAAACAGCUGGAUAUAUCUAUGCCCUCAGUGAAAUGUAGAAAGCAGCACUACUGAGGAGGUAUUUCAUUAUUUAAAAGGUGCAUGUUAAGAUUCACUGCUGCUGAUGCUCUGUACAUGACACAAACUGCAGAUACAACACACUGGUGCUAAAUUAAAGAAUAAUAGAACUGAGAUAGAGAUGGUAGAGCUUAUCCUGUUGACAAUUCUGUAGCAAUAAGUAGCCUCCUCUAAAUAUCCCUUCUCCUCAGUUUUUCUCAAGAGUUUAAAUUCAACUUUUUUUUUUCUUCUUUUCUUUUCUAUUUUUUUUCCCAUAAGAGACCCAAGAGCUUGAGAAUUGCUUAUUUGUAAAUAAUGAGAUUGCCCCUAGUUAGGUAUGCCCUGAGACAAGUAUUCAAUCAUUGUUCUGCCUUUGGGUGCCAUCUCUGACAAGAGUUAAGCAGUGGUUCAGUGGAUGAACUGUCAACCUUAAUCCUUAUACUUAGAAUUUAUAUAGCAAGUUUAUUUAGUGAAGUAAUUUCUGUUUUCUUAGAAACCUUUAAAAGCCUGAAAAUAUUGUCAUGCUUACUCUAAUUUAAGCCAGUGUCCUAUUCUACAGUUUACUGACCUUAUUUUCACUGUAAUGUUUAUUUUUGCUGAUAUUGUAGAAGUGGUCAUUCUGCUGUAGUUUGCCCUUCUAACAGGUUAUUUAUUAAAGACAUUGGAGAAUUGCUGUGCAAAGCACAUUGCAAAGGCAACCACCACAGUACUUCAAACAGUGCAGUAAAGGUAUUUCUCCAUGAUGAGUUCAGAAGUGGUCUGUGUCUGCCUGUGUGGCUGUUCUGAAGUUUUGCACAGUUCCUCUCUAAUUCCUAAUGACCUUUGAACUGCAGUUUAGGUGUCCAGUCAGCAGAAUUAUUUCUGGAGCAAUGGCUGCCUGUGAGUAACUGUUGUGUAAAAGUAGAGAAUGGAAAGCCCUACCUCUCUUCUUCUCCGCUCACGUGCUGGGAUCAUCUCGGCAUGGAGGGGCAGUGCUUCCUAGGUCCGAUGUUGUUGUUCUGUGCUUUUCAAUUGCUAAUCCUAAUUCCCUGAAUCAUGUGAAAACAAUGUGGUAUCAAGAAAUCAAGCACUUCUGUCCUCGCACACCUGUCAUUCUGGUGGGCUGCCAGCUGGAUCUCCGCUAUGCAGAUCUCGAGGCUGUUAACAGAGCCAGACGGCCUUUGGCAAGGCCGAUAAAAAGGGGAGACAUUUUGCCACCAGAGAGAGGCAGAGAGGUUGCCAAGGAACUCGGGAUACCCUACUAUGAAACCAGUGUAUUUGACCAGUUUGGGAUUAAAGAUGUGUUUGACAAUGCAAUUAGAGCUGCUCUGAUCUCCAGAAGACACCUGCAGUUCUGGAAAUCUCAUUUGAAGAAGGUCCAAAAACCUUUGCUUCAGGCUCCAUUCCUACCUCCAAAAGCCCCUCCUCCGGUUAUCAAAAUCCCCGAGUGUCCCAUGCCGAGCAUGAAUGAAGCUGGAUAUUUAUUGGACAGCCCGCUGUGUGCAGAUGUCAUGUUUGUUCUUCAGGAGCAGGACUGCAUUUUUGCUCACAAGAUUUACCUAGCUACCUCCUCUUCAAAGUUUUAUGACCUUUUCUUAAUGGAAUGUGAGGGAAGUCCAUACUUAGAUGAAACACAGUGUAAUAAAGAAAAUACAAAUACAGAUGUUCUGACAAGUCACCUCGAGACAAACAGUAACAGUGAUGAGGCAUCCUUGAAAUCUUCUGAUGUUAAAAUUCCCCCACCAGAAAGCAGUGAGUCUUUAAACAUGCUAGAACCUGAAUCUGGUGAAAUAAACUCUGCAGCAAGAUCUCUCUCAUCCUGGGGUAAAGGGUUUGUUAGUGUGCAUAAGGAAAUGCAAGUGAAUCCUGUCUCAAAGCGGACGUGUCCUGUCACUGUGGUAAAAAUGGAUUCAUCUGUGCAGGCCACACCUUUUAAAACUGUUUUGCAGUUUUUGUACACAGGCCAACUGGAUGAAAACGAAAAAGACCUCACCAGACUGGCUCAGAUUGCUGAAAUCUUGGAAGUAUUUGACUUGCGAAUGAUGGUGGAGAAUAUUAUGAAUAAAGAAGCCUUCAUGAAUCAAGAGAUUACUAAAGCAUUUCAUGUCAGAAAAGCCAAUCGGAUAAAAGAGUGCCUUUGCAAAGGGACAUUUUCUGAUGUGACAUUUAAAUUGGAUGAUGGAAGCAUCAAGGCCCACAAGCCACUGCUGAUCUGCAGCUGUGAGUGGAUGUCUGCUAUGUUUGGAGGAUCAUUUAUUGAAAGCUCCAACAGUGAGGUAGUUCUGCCCAACAUAAACAAGACCUCCAUGCAAGCAGUUUUAGAUUACUUGUAUACCAAGCAACUAUCCUCCAGUCAGGAACUGGAUACCCUUGAGUUAAUUGCAUUGGCAAAUAGGUUUUGCCUUCCUCACCUGAUUGCUCUAGCAGAGCAGCAUGCAGUGCAAGAGCUGACAAAGGCCUCCAUGAGCGGCGUUGCAAUAGAUGGAGAAGUCCUCUCCUAUUUGGAACUGGCACAGUUUCACAAUGCUAACCAGCUGGCAGCUUGGUGCUUGCACUACAUCUGCACCAAUUACAACAGCGUUUGCUCCAAAUUCCGCAAGGAAAUCAAAGCUAAAUCUUCAGAUAAUCAAGAAUAUUUUGAGAGGCAUCGGUGGCCACCCGUGUGGUAUUUAAAGGAAGAAGAUCACUACCAGCGAGUGAAAAAGGAGAGAGAAAAGGAAGAUGUUGCACUGAACAAACAUCAUUCAAAGCGGAAGUGGUGCUUCUGGAAUUCCUCUGCUGUAGUUGCCUGAACAAAGCAAAUAAGUGGAAAUUCACAGCCAGAAAUUAAUCUUAUUGUUAGAAGUAAGAUAUAGUUCAGAUUUUCAGGAAACUGUGUUCCACGUGUGCAUUUAUUACUGCUAGGGUCAAAAGCACAAUCUCACUGAAAAUGAGCCUGGAACAGCUCCUUGAAGUCAUAUGUAUAUUUUUGACUGGUAAGCAGAUAAAUGUCAACCAUUAUUACAUUAUUUUUUAUAUAAAAAACCCACAAAUCCAGCAUUAAUGUUUCAGUCUCCAGUUGGGACAUAUUUUUAUACUGUCUGGUGUAUUUUGUUCAGAUAAAAUUCGGGAUACUGUUUUAUUUUACAGACCACAAAAUAACCAUGUAGCAGCUUUGUAAUUAGAUUUUAACUAUUUUUACUAUGCGAGUACAGUGAAAUAGACAAUCUUCAGUCAUAAGAGACUGCUUUUAGAGUAUCUCAUAAAAAGUCAUCUUAGGAAAAAAUCUAGUUGUCUACUAUAGGUUGUCUUUUUUAAACUAAUUACUGUGCACUGCUAAUACAAUUAGAUGGUUAUUUCCCCUUUCUGAAGCAAAGGGUUAGCAUAAGAUCCAAUAACUGUAAGAUAUAGAGUGCUUGAUCUUUGCUCAGCUGAAUAAUAGACCUGUUCAACUGCAGGCAAAUGUAUUUCUAAUAUUUGCCAUGUAAGUGCAAAUAAUUAUGACUAUGUGGGCCAUGUGAAAUGUAGUGAUUCUAAGUAUUCAGAGGUUUUAUAUGUCUAGAUCAAAGAGGAUAUUUCUAAAAUCAUUUAGAAGGGCUUAUUAAUUUAUAUCCUUAUAAAAGUAUGGAUCUGAAUGCAAAAAGCAGUUACACUGCUUGCAUUUGAAUUACUGCAUAGCAGUUACCUUGUUCUGCAGGAUCUUCACCAUGCAGCCGUUCCUCAUGCUGAAUUCCUUUUUGCUUUAGUGUAAGCAAAUGAAAGGGCUGCACAAACAAAUAGAAUUUAUCUGGUGUUCCAGCAUUUUGUAAGUGAAGAAAGGUCUUUACACACAAGAUUACUUCAGUUUGAUCCAAAUUCUUUAAUAGCUUUUCCCAGGUAGAACUGAGAGUUUUAGGUUAUUUUUAAGUGAUAUAUUUCCUAUGGAUAUAUUUCCUGUUCCCAGGAUGCUGGGGGCAGACUGAUGGCAGAAAGGUAGGAAUUCUGCACAAGUGGUGCAAGACAAGAAAAAGCUUCCAGUGUUUCCAAAUAGUCUGUGUGUUUAUGACUUUUUUAUCAACAAUUACUCUAAAGCUGCAAUGUUACACUAGAUUAUAUAAGGAUGAGAGCAUUUUUUAAAAGACCAAAACUAAAAUACAUAGACUGUAGAGCAUACACAUGCAAUCCUGUUCAGCGUCUCAGGCACAACUCUGUAACCAAGGUAGUAUUGUGUAUUAGGUUUGUUAAUACUGUUCUGUGCUGGCAGCUCAGCACACUGAUGUGAAAAGCUGUUUCUUUGUGGUUUUUUUUCUGUAUCCAAAGGCAAGGCAGUACAGUCACCCCCAGCUCUGUAGGUCAGGAAAGGCUUUGGCCUGAAAGCCAUAAUCACCUCAACAUAUUUGCAUUCUGCAUGGACUCAUGCUCAGCUGAGGCUACCACAGCUGGGUGGUAGGAGCCACCCAGAAUGGGAGGAGAAGCUGCUCUACAAACCUUUAUGAGGAAAGCAAGUGAGAGAUUCAUCACCACAUGGUGAUAAAGAAGGGCUAUAAAUGAUGGUUGCAAAUAUGUCUCCUUAAUUCUUGGUCAGUGACAAUGCAGAGAAGAACAUGGAAUGAGAACAUGGAAGAUGUGUCAAGACUAAGAUAAAUAGCUGUUGUCAUAAAAUGUUAACCAGUCACAUUUAAGUAAGUAUUGCUACUAGGUUUUACACAACCAAAGCUACUGUAUGAUUGUAAUCUUGCCAAACUGAAAUGGAUAUAUCAAUGAACCUGACGUAUAUGCAAUAAUAUCCAGUUAUUCUAGUUAUCAGCUACUAUAACCAAGUGGCUGGUUCAUUUGGUUAAUGCUGUCUAUGGCCUUUAAUAUUGGUGGUUAUUUUGUGUUUUUUAUUUUGGAAAAAAAGUCAAUAAAACUGUUUAGUUACAAA